Olea europaea var. sylvestris is the source of this 492-nucleotide messenger RNA. RefSeq lists its product as uncharacterized. The transcript has 2 exons. The record is from RefSeq and is a predicted model, not a curated record. NCBI's taxonomy places the organism in Eukaryota, Viridiplantae, Streptophyta, Magnoliopsida, Lamiales, Oleaceae. The annotation marks the transcript as partial.
AGUAAAUUCCUUUUUCUUCAGUGCCGAAGUGGUGAUAGCAUAGUGGUGUUGCCUGAUGAAGGAACUGCCAAACCAGAGAAUGAAUCACAACUAAAUGUUGUCAGGCAUGUGGAAGCUUUUAAUACAAUGAAAAGUGAUGUGUGCUUGACUACAGAGUCAAAUUUGGGAAAUGCUGACCUAAAGAUGGAUAAAGCAAACAACCAUGCCCCAUGUACUUUAGAUGUUGAUAUUGAGAAAGGAAAGUCAGAAAAUCCAGAUCUCACUGAUGAAUCUGUUUUGUUUCUGAAGACUAAUGAUUCCUUAGCAAGAACAUUGCAGAGAGAAAUUAGCAUAGGAAGAAAAUUCACGCAGCUUAUAAUGAAUCAUAGCUCUGAGUUACCCAAGUUCACUUCAAGAGGUAGCUAUCGAUUGCACAUCCAUUCUGACUUCAGCUCUUUUCGUGAAUUAUUGUAUUGUAAUCCUGGAUCUUUUUCUUUUUCAAUGAUUUCAUGA